Messenger RNA from Phytophthora nicotianae INRA-310, 1962 nucleotides. RefSeq lists its product as hypothetical. The record is from RefSeq and is a predicted model, not a curated record. Lineage: Eukaryota; Oomycota; Peronosporomycetes; Peronosporales; Peronosporaceae. Gene Ontology annotation, cellular component: heterotrimeric G-protein complex. Gene Ontology annotation, molecular function: guanyl nucleotide binding; GTPase activity; G-protein beta/gamma-subunit complex binding. The transcript has 2 exons. Gene Ontology annotation, biological process: adenylate cyclase-modulating G protein-coupled receptor signaling pathway. The coding region runs from base 614 to 1681 and encodes 355 amino acids.
UGGCGCAAAAAAAAACGCCAUCAAAAUGGCUACAAUCUGUAAGUCACUCCUGCGAGGGAGAUUGAAGGUCAAGCUCUAGAGUGAUUGCCAGCAAAUGGACUGCUCGACCCAUUCGGUUGUUUGGAGGCUCAGAGCUCGACACUACCUGAGCCACGAGACCCGACGACGUAGCUAAAUGAGGGCAUCUGUGAAACAAGUCGUCAUCGAAGCUAAUCAUGGACAUGCCACGUAGUGGUUUCUGUGCUCUUGCUCAGCCUCGAGUCUGUAGAUGCCCAGAGCUGAUGUUCGAGCCAAUUGGGCGUUGCCUAGACACCUGUAUUAAUAGCGACGAGACCGAGAGGUGGCGUCGUUGCAUUUGUGCAGGGACGGAGUUUAUUUCUGUGAAGAAGAAGACUGGUGAUAAAGGAGGUGGCGGGGUUUCAUUUUUAAACUUCCGCUACCAUUUUGGCGAAACGUGUGCAGCUUCCCACUCCGACAGUAGAGCCCCCGCGCGCAACAGAAACAGAGCCGCCAGCCCCUGCUCGCUUGCGCCCUGCCCCACAUCGUUCGCAACCGUCGAAGCAGUAGCGCUUCGGUAGCCCUCGACAGUAAGCAAAGGCAACACAGAGUCAACAUGGGGCUCUGUGCUUCCCAGAUGAGCGAUUCCGAUCGGCAGGCGAUGGCUAAGUCCCGCGAAAUUGAAGCCAAGAACGAAGAGGCUCACCGCGUGGAGCAGGAGAAGGUCAAGCUGCUGUUGCUAGGUGCAGGCGAGUCAGGCAAGAGUACGGUCUUCAAACAGAUGAAGAUUUUGUAUGGUGCAGCUCUAACCGAAGAGGAGAAGCGCCAUUGCACACCCAUUAUCUAUAACAACGUGGUGACGUCCAUGAAGAUGCUGAUCGAGCAGUGUACGGAAAUGAAACUGAAGGGCGAAGUUGUGUGCGUACAAGAUUUCGAGGAUAUUCGGACGCUGAGUGAUGAGGCAGAAGUGAACCCGGUCAUAGGACAGAAGAUCAAGAACCUUUGGACAGACCCUGGCAUUGUGGCUACGUGGAACCGACGAGCUGAGUUCCAGAUCAUCGAGUCAGUCAAGUAUUACUUCAAUGACCUUGACCGCAUCAUGCGCGAUGACUACGCAGCGACGCAACAGGAUAUGUUGUACGCACGUGUGCGUACAUCCGGUAUCGUAGAAGAACGGUACCAGAUCGAUGGCGCUACCUUCGUCAUGUACGAUGUCGGUGGACAGCGUAACGAACGUAAGAAGUGGAUCCACUGCUUCGAGGACGUGACGGCAGUGAUUUUCGUGGCAGCGCUGAGUGAGUACGAUCAGUCUUUGUACGAGGAUGCGUCCACAAACCGUAUGAUCGAGGCCAUCACUUUGUUCGACGAGAUCAUCAAUAACAAGUUCUUCCUGAACUCUGCUAUGAUCCUGUUCCUUAACAAGAAGGAUUUGUUCCAGGACAAGAUCAAGAAGGUGGACCCCAAGUCGGUGGAGGUGUUCAAGGACUUCCCCGGUGGCAUUGGCGACUACGAGCUGGGAGUGCAGUAUUUCCUUGGAAAGUUCAUGGAGAUGAACCGCCAGCCCGAGAAGGAAAUUUACCACCACGUGACGUGCGCUACCGACUCGCAGAACGUCCAAGUCGUGUUCAACGCCUGCAAAGACAUUAUUUUAAAGCAGAAUAUCAAGGGCUCCGGCUUCAUGUAGGCAGGCGCAAUGACUUGUACGACAACGGAAAACGCACGUCGACCAGAUAACUGACGGACGACACGCCUUGAGGUCGAGGAGCGUGUGCCAAGCGAAGCGAGAUAAGCCUAUUAAGCGCCAGCCUAGCAUACCCCCAGCGCUUCCCCACCUUCGCCGGCUCGUAGGUAGUAGAAAGAGGUGGACUGCGUAGAACAAUUUAUAUACAUUGACCCUUCUCCCAUUUAGCCUCUUGGUCUUGCCUGCAUUACAUACACAUCAAUAUCAUGGACUUAAUGCUGGCA